Molecule: messenger RNA, 4747 nt
Organism: Delphinapterus leucas (beluga whale)
Lineage: Eukaryota; Metazoa; Chordata; Mammalia; Artiodactyla; Monodontidae
Product: low affinity immunoglobulin gamma Fc region receptor II
Biological process (GO): positive regulation of tumor necrosis factor production; cell surface receptor signaling pathway; antibody-dependent cellular cytotoxicity
Cellular component (GO): external side of plasma membrane
Molecular function (GO): IgG receptor activity; IgG binding
Source: RefSeq, a predicted model, not a curated record
UGGUCUCUAGUCAAUUUCUAUUGAUUGGGAAAGGUCAAGAACCCUGGUUGGUAACAUAUUUUGUGGCACGCAAUGAGGGGGGGGAGAGGAUCUGGGCCCCUCCAGGACCACGAACACAGCUUCCCCGUGGGUGACAAGCGGCCACCUGAACCUCUUGUUUCAGCGUCACCGCAUUUGGUCACAACAGAACAAUACACCUGUGAGCCAGUGGAAGAUCUGAGAUACCUAUUCAAAAGACAGGCACCAUCAACAGCUCCUGUUGCUGGGAAACAUGCAGGUCUCCCGAAGGCUGUGGUGAACAUUCAGCCUGCGUGGAUCAAUGUGCUCAAGGAGGAUUACGUGACGCUGAUGUGUCAGGGGACCAACCUGUGUGAAGGCAACCUCACCCUGUGGUUCCAUAAUGGGAGCUUCAUCCAGAGCCAGAACCAGUCCAGCUAUAGCUUUAAGGCCAGCAGCAAUGACAGUGGAGACUACAGGUGUCAGAGAGAGCAGACCAGCCUCAGCGACCCUGUGCAUCUGUAUGUGACUUCCGACUGGCUGCUGCUCCAGACCCCUAGCCUCGUGUUCCAGGAAGGGGAGCCCAUCGUGCUGAGGUGCCACAGCUGGAGAAACAGUCCUCUGAAUAAGGUCAUAUUCUUCCAGAAUGGAAGAUCCAAGACGUUUUCCCAUCUGCAUUCCAACUUCUCUAUCCCGCAAGCAAACCUCAGUCACAGUGGCGAGUACCACUGCACGGGAUUUAUCGGGCAUACAGUUCACUCAUCACAGCCUGUGACCAUCACUGUCCAAGGGUCCAGCUUGAGCAACUCCUUGUUGGUGACGAUAACGGUGGCUGUAGUCGCUUGGAUUGCUGCAAUGGCUGUUGCUGGUGCCAUAGUCGCCUGGUUCUGCCUCAGGCGAAAGAAGAUUUCAGCUCUCCCAGGAACCCUUGAGCACAGGGAAAUGGGAGAGACCCUCCCUGAGGAACCAGGUGAGUGCAGCUCCCCCUCUGGGGGCUCAAUGACACCCUGCCUUGUGCAUCAAGAAGCUGCUUGUGUGAGUUCUGCUGGGAGCACAGGAGAGGGAGGGGGCAGUGGGCAGAGGGCAGGGGCUCAAAUCUCUUGGUCAGUUCUGAGACUAACUCCUGGGCCUAAAGAGGACCUCACUGGAGACAAGGAGAAGAUGAAACCUGUCCCAGAUAGAGAGGCGAGGGCCUUGUCCGAGUUUCUGGGGUCAGAACUGCUGGGGAUUCUUCCAGAGCAGGACAUCAGAGAUACUUCCAAUCUCACUGAUGCUGAAGAGGCUGCCAAAAUGGAGAUUUACUUCCUCUUUUCUAAUUUGAGAGGUAUCGUGUUGAAGAAAAUCAGUGUGUUAGAAGCUGCAGGGGACCUAAACACAGUCACCAUGAAGCUGGGCUGUGUCCUCAUGGCUGGGGCCUUCUACUUUUCUCCUGCUAUUCUCUGGGCAGCCCAGAUGCUACUGGCUGGAUGUCAUGCUGUCACAGCAUCAUUUUCUGGUUCUUCUCGGACCAUGCCCUCCUCAGCUGCCAGUUUUGAGGCGCUCCAGUGCGAAGGACCUGUCAGCACCCAGGAGGGCAGCUGCCACACUGAGGAUGACUUGACGGACCCAAGGGAAGUCGACUUCCAGGUCAAGGGCUACACUUUCAGUGAACCCUUCCAUCUGAUUGUGUCCUAUGACUGGCUGAUCCUCCAAAGUCCAGCCUGGCCUAUAUUUGAGGGAGACCCUCUGGUCCUGCGCUGCCAGGCCUGGCAAGACUGGCCACUGACCCAGGUCACCUUUUACCAAGAUGGCUCAGCCCUGGGUCCCCCUGGACCUAACAAGGAAUUCUCCAUCGCCGUGGCGCAAAAGGCAGACAGCGGGCACUACCACUGCAGUGCUAUCUUCAGGAGCCCUGGUCCUGGGAGCCCAGAAACGGCAUCUCCUGUGGCUAUCACAGUUCAAGAACUGUUUCGAGCCCCAGUUCUCAGAGCCACACCUUCAGCUGAGCCCCAAGAGGGAAGCCCGGUAACCCUGAGCUGUCAGACAAAGCUGCCCCUGCAGAGGUCAGCUGCCCACCUCCUCUUCUCCUUCUACAAGGACAGCAGGACAGUGCGUAGCAGGGGUCCUUCCUCAGAAUUCCAGAUCCCCACUGCUUCAGAGGCACACUCUGGGUCCUACUGGUGUGAAGCAACCACUGAGGACAACCAAGUUUGGAAACAGAGCCCCAAGCUGGAGAUCAGAGUGCAGGGUCCCUCCAGCUCUGCUGCACCCCCCACCUUGAAUCCAGCUCCUCAGAAAUCAGCUACUCCAGAAACUACUUCUAAGGAGCCCCCUGGGCCUCUGCCUCCACUGCCCACCCCUUCUUCUAAGGAUCUGGGCUCCUCUUCUCCUCUGCACUUCCCAGAUCCCCAUCUGCAUCACCAGAUGCGUGUUCUCCUCAAACAAAUGCAGGAUAUGAGGGUCAUCCUUGGUCACCUGGUCAUGGAGCUGAGAGACUUGUCUGGCCACCUGAAGCUUCAGGCCACAAAGGGUCCUGCCAAAUAUUAGUAAAUAAUUCACCUGCCGUGUUGCUCAACUACCCCCAAUAAAUCCAACUCUUUCUAGUUGUCCUCUUUCUGUUCCAUACUUAAGCAUAAGUAGUUUUACAAGUUGCCCAGUGUUUCGCUAGAGUAACAGGGAUGGGUGAGUAUAAAUAAACGUGUACAAAGUGGUAAUUAGAGUUUAGCUAUAAUUGUAUAUUCUCCCUGAACAUGACAACAUAUUCCUGUUCUAUCUAGGCCAGGAGUUGCCUUCUGUUGCCCAGACCAGAAUCUGGUGAUUGAAAGAGAAGCAAUGAGAUGAUAGAUUUAAUGCAGCAAUCUCAACCAAGGGCAAUCCCUCCCCAUCCUAGGGGACAUUUGGCAAUGUCUGGAGAAAUUUUUGAUUGUUACAUUGCGGGGAGGGUGUGCUACUGGUGUCUAGUGAGUAGAAGCUGGGGAUGCUGCUAAACAUCCUAUAAUACACAGAACAGCCUUCCACAACAAAGGAUUAUCUGGUCCAAAAUGUCAAUAGUGCUGAGGUUGGGAAACCCCAGCCUAACGGAGGUGUUGGACUCUGGGAUGGACCUUUGCUUCUUCUACUUAUUCUCUCGUCCUAGCCUUGUUCAGCAAAUAUUAAUUACGUGCCGGUAUUUUGUUGUCCUCUGCUACAUACCCAAGUUGAUGCUAUGUUAAGUAUACCCAUAAGACAGUGUCCCUGUCUAUAGAAAGUUUACAAUUUGGGAUGGAGGGGCAGUAAUACUCCUACCCAUUAAACAAUUAAAGCAGGGCAUAUAAAAAUUUCCCAUAGGAUCCUAGUGGACUCAGAAACAUGUGAUUGAGUAGAACAAUGCCAGAGCAGCAAUUAUUUGUUUUAAUCCAUGUCUGAAAUAUUUUUCUUUAAAGACAUACAUAAAUCUAUUUUGGUACCAUAGUAAUACUUUAUUUUCUAUGCUUGGACUGCCACUGUAUAUUCUCAGCCAAUGAGAGCUAGCCUGCCAGAUUCUACAGGAACCUUUGGUCAGUGAGUUACCACACCAUUUCAUGACCUCAGCCAAAGAGCUUUCUACCACGGUUCUCCUAAAUCACGUGGUAUGAGAUUAUCCAGUGUACUUUUUCUUUGUGCCAUUUAUUCUGUGUGUAGUUGGGACCCACAGUGAUUUACAAAAUACGUACCCGUGAUCGGUCCAGACAUGCCACAAAGAAAUAAAGGAAUAGAAUCAUGCUGGAUGUUAGAAUCUGAGUUUUAUGGUGGUUCCUAGCUCCCUCUAAAAUGCCAGUUUUAUGGUGGCUCCUAACACCUUCAAGUGGAAAGAUGAGAAAGAAACUGGAAAUUGGUAAAAGUCCACAAAUAUCACUGCAGCGUGAGAGGAUCGAUUAACAACUGUAUGAAUGGAAGUUGUAAGAAAUGAUGACCAGAGAUACGUCAUUUGGUGGAUGACCAAAGUGGAAGCUUAACUGCCAAUGGACUAUGUUGGAUCUCCAAAGAUACUAUGUUAUAACCAUUCUACAUGGAAUUGAUUUCAGCUAAUGGUACCAUGUUCAUGAAUGCAUCCUGCAAGCUCAUGCUAAAUAAGGAAGUCAUGUCCAGACAAUAAAAGCUAACCGAGAUCAAGAAAGGAAGAAGUGGGUGCAGCUGGCUAAGUGUCUCACUUCUGUACCCGUCAUCCAUGUGUCUGUGUGGACCUCUAUCGUCACACUGCAUUUUAAUUUUUUACUAUCUUAUUUCUGUUCACUAGAGGGUGAACACUUUGAGAGCUCCUUGAGCUCUCUGAUCUACAUUGACUCAUUGGUGUCUAGUUUAAUGAGGCAUAUUUAAACUCUCUGUAAAUGUUGUUUCAUUGAAUUGAAUUGGGUCAGCAUAAUAAGGGAAGGCAUCCUGAAGAAGAUGGGAAUUAAGCUGAACCUUAAAGGAUGAGUGGUAUGUCUGGCAUCGGCAAAAUCUCCAGAUUCUCCCCAGGGGGCCCAGAUUAGGUCAGGAGCUUGGAAGCCUCAGGGAGAGAAUCUGUUAUCAUCAGGGAUGAGGAAGGCAAGAACAUAACUGAAAGAAUGAAGAGAGAGAGACAGAGAGGCAGAGAGAGAGAGCUUUUAUCUGUCUCUACGUGUCCUGGGGAAGCUGGAGAGGGGGUGGGAAAGAGGAAUUGUUAUACUAGAUUGGGUUUAUGGCCUGUGCAGUUUAGGAUUCUGUAACCCACAGAGGUCCUAAUGCAGCUACGCUGGAUGUUAUCUCUGAAAUAAACAUUAGAUACAAAGCA